AAUGAUUUGAAGUAUCAGCAGAACUGGCUCCCUAUGAACACAAAGAAGUAUCGGGCUGACUAAGAGCAGAGUUUUCAAAAGGAAUUAUAAUACCAUUAUUGAUAGAGUCUCUCAAUCUCCAAUGGUUAACCUCAAUAUCCUUGGCUGAAUUUCAAUAUUUGAUUACAUGGCCGCAACUCAAGGCCUUUCUGCAGGGACAACGCUUCUUCUGAUGGGAAGUGGACUCAGGCUCUCUCAUAAUCUAGUCCAGGUUAUUUGUAAAAGAGUCCUUCCACAAACAUUUGCUACAGAUACAAGAAAGAAAUUGUUUCUUAACGAUCUGGAAUAUGAUUCUGAAAGAUAUCUCUGGAGUAGACAAAAGUUGCAGUACUUCAGGAAGUAUUAUACUCCUUCACAUCUGCUUUCCUGAGGGAUUCAUGCUUAUUCUACAAUUAUAUUAUUCAAAGCCGUGAAUCGGAUGUGAAAGUACAACCAUUAUUACCCUGAAUUACUCAGCUCAGGAGUUUUGGGACAAGGAAUAAUGAAUCUCUCUACUGUUGAUCCUACCUGGAUCUUGCCUUCGUGAGUUGCAAUUCUGAACUUCAUGGUAAUUAGAAAUCUACAGCAUCCAUUUUGAGUAAAUUAUGCACGAAAAUUCUCAAAUUUAUCUAAACUAACACAAUGUGCAAUUGUGAGCUCGAUAUGUGUGGCACUUCCUAAAGCAUAUCUAGUAACUUGGAUUGGGUAUAUCACUACUCACCUCGCUGUGAGGUCUCUGAGCAGGUUGAGGAUGCCUAAAUAG
This is a messenger RNA of Moneuplotes crassus, 781 nucleotides long. Lineage: Eukaryota; Ciliophora; Spirotrichea; Euplotida; Euplotidae. The record is from the annotation of a GenBank genome assembly.